AGAAAGGUUGGCGGCAGGGUGGGGAGGAGAAUACGAGAGUGAAAGGUGGGGGAGAGAGUAGCCCUUGGCUGCUAGCGCAACGUGACGGGCAGGGAAGGAGAGGGGAGCGCGAACGAAUGAGAAAGAGAGAAAGCAAAGAGGAGAGGAAAGAGAGACGUUGUAGAAUGAUUCGGGUCUACGGACACGCUUGCGUCUCGCGACGUUUCGUACUGUUCCGCAUCCGCAGCUACAGCCACCGCCACGGACACUGCCAGUAAAAAUCGUGUGAAUGCGCGUCCUAACGAGGGUGGUUUUUCGAUUAAAAGGAAAACCUUUACAAACAAUUCCGUCCUCUCGCAAUACAGAGAAAAUACGUGAGUGUCGUUUCGACGUCUUUUUUCUCUCUCUUUCGUUCCUUCCGCGGAAAGAGAUCCUACUCUUACGAACGGUAGUACAUACGCGCCGAGGAGGAAGGGAACGUUUGUGCACAGUGAAGUGACGCUUUGGUGUGUUAGAAUAUCGAGCGUCGCGUUGACCGCUACGAAUUUUCUCGCUCUUGCUCUUUCCCUUUCUUUCUCUCUCUUUCUCUCUCUCUCUCUCUCUCUCUCCCCCCACCCUCCCUCUCUCUUUCUCUCUCUCUUUCGGAAGUCCAAACGGAAAUCUCACACGCGAUAAUGGCGUACUUUCCGACAUUCCGAUGUUUUUUUUCUGGAAAACUUGUGUCGAUUCUUUGUAAUGAUUAAAAUGCUCCUACACAUUGCGCAUUAUUCGAGUUCUCUAACCUCAAGACUUCAAAAUGCAGUAAUAAUACCGGAGGAUUUGUUUAUACGGCCAUCAUACUUAAAUGCUACGACGACUACUUUCUUCUUACGCUCUCUCGUAAUAUUUUCUCUUCUUCCCCCUCCCUCUCCUUCUUCCCCUCUUCUGGUUCUUCUUCUUCUUCUUCUUCUUUACCCUUAUUGCCGCUCAGAAAGUAUAUGAUUUCAUUCGUUCGACCACCUAAACGACUAUCUCUUCAUCAAUAUUAUUUUGGAUCUAUUGGCCUAUUGUCAGAGAGCAAAACAGAGACACAAAAAUGGGUACGUUAAUAGCUUUAAAAGAGAUUGCCCAAUACUCUCUUAAGCCUGAAAUGGAGGCGAAGAGUCCUGCUGCGUAGACAUGGACUCGUACGACCUGUUUGGUGAAGAUGUCAGUGGCUCAAUGCUCGAUACUCUUCCUGAUCUUGGGGGGAACGAUCAUUUUGACCCUGCGAGUACAAGUAAUUCCGUGGUAGUAUCAAGAGAUGGUCCAAACCCUGGCACUAAUGGAGGAGGGAGUUACAUUAGCCAAUCUUAUAUUUCACAAGAGUCGCCUCUUCAAAAAUUGACUUCAUUUGGUGGAUCUGAAUUUGGAAAUUCUAAUCAGUUACAAAAUCCAUCUCAGCGCAGUAUGUUUAACCAAAAUCUAGGAACGUUCGAUAGUGGAACGCCACAACGUGCUAUGGUGCCAGGAGCUUUUCAAAAUCAAGCUCGUAGUAUGGCACCUCAACAUCGGGGACCUCACCCCGGUAGUGGUGGCCAAUAUCCUAGUUAUAAUGAUAAUAUGUAUUCUAUGGAACAGCAACAUUCAAUGGCUAGACCUAAUAUGAAUAUAGACCCUAAUAUGCAGGGUUGGCCAAGUAGUGGUAGUGCUUAUCCUCAAAUGCAAAGGCAUUAUAAUCAGAUGGCACAGCAACCUGCUACUUAUCGGCAACAUAUGCCACCACAGUAUUCACAUCAGCAAGAUCAAGCUGGUGUAAUGAAUCAGAAAUUACAACAACAGCAGCAGCAGCAGCAGCAACAACAACAACAGCAGCAGCAGCAACAGCAACACUUUAGUACACAACAAGGAAUGAUAGGAAAUAUGGGAGUAGCAGCUCAUCAAGUAAUGCAAAGUGGUGGAACAGGCAGUGUCUACCAACAUAUUGUUGGGCAACAGCAACAACAUUAUCAACAAGGAAAUUCUGUUGCGAUGUAUCAAACUUCAUCAGGGUAUCCUGGUUUUACGUCAGCCAUGCAUCAACAGCAACAGCAAUCGCAGCAACCUCCACAAAGAAUGCCUCAUCAUCAUCCACCUCAUCCACCUCAUCAGACACAUCCUUCGCAUCCCCAGCAAUAUUCACAACAUUCGCAGCAUCCUAAUACGCAGCAGCAGCCAAUGGAUCCUCAAUAUCCACAUCAUACAACAUCCAUGUUUAAUCAACCACAGCAUUCUGGUCCUGCGGCACAAUUUAAUACUAAUAAACACGCCACCAGUCCUCAAUAUCGUGCUGCUUUUCCACAAUUAUCACCACAAAUGUCUCCAAGACCUCAGAUGUCUCCGAGACCACCUGCUGUACAACAGCAAAUGUCUCCAAGACCAAUUAUGUCUCCUGCUAAGCCGAGUACAUUAUCGCCCCAUCCUCAUGUACAACUUCCUCAUCAACAAUCAAAUCAGCCUAAUACAAUGUCAGUUUCUCCAUGUCCACCUUCUUCAAUGCAGAUGAAUCCAUCAUCUCAACAAACCACUUUACAAGCGCUUGAGCAAAUGGUAAUACCAGGUGUUGCUGUAUCUAAUCCAAAUGUACCUGCUCAAGAUUAUAAUCAAUUUCAAACACGACCGCCAUUGUCGCAAGCUCCAAAUGUUUUACAACAGUCAACUGCACAAAAUUCUAUACCACAAAUUUCUGGACCUAGAAUGCCAAUGUCUGCACAGUGGUCACAUCCACAACAGCAGUCACAGGUUAGGCCAAAUUUGGCUGUCAGUGAUGAUAGAAAUAUAGUUGAAAAUCAACCUCCUGUAGUAUCAGAAUCUAGUGCUCCAUUAUUUCCAGUAUCUGGAACAGAAGCUAUUCAUAGUGGAGCAGAAACAUCAGUAAGAGAUUCUACAGAAAAUGUACAAAAUUCUACAGAACAACCAACACAAGGCUCUGAAUCUAUAGAGCAGUCUAGCCAAAAUCAGAAGUCAGAUAUGCUUGGUUCUGGGAGUGAAAACUCAGUGCAAACUACUUCACAAAAUAAUACUAAUUUAGAUCAUACUUCUGCGUCGUCGACACAUGUGCAGAUGGAAGCAGUACAAUCUUCUGCAGCAUCUAGUACAAGUGGAAAUGUAGACUGUGGAAAUGUAUCUCCGUUGCAGCAGCAACAAUCUGUCACAGGAAUACUCUCUACUACUGCUACUAAUAUGGAAAAUGAAAUUACAUGUGAUACAAAACAGCAUGAUCAGACUAUGGAAAUUGCUUCUGUUCAACAUCAUCAAGCACCCAUGGGAAAUUCAAUAUCCCACCCACAACAGCCUGUAAUAAAUCAAACGCAACAGCAGCAGCAACAACAACAACAGCAACCACAGCAACAGCAGCAGCCGUCUCAAGUUCAACCUCAAUCUCAGCCUCAGCUGCAGCCUCAGCCUCAAGCUCAGCCUCAAGCUCAGCCUCAAGCUCAGCCUCAAGUUCAGCCUCAAUCUCAACCUCAGUCUCAACCUCAACUUCAAGCUCAGCCACAAGCUCAGUCUCAAGCUCAGCCUCAAGCUCAGUCUCAAGCACAGCCUCAAGCUCAAUCUCAACCCCAACCUCAACCGCAACCUCAAACACAACCACCAGCAUUACCACAACAAGUGCAACAACCAACUCUUACUUCUCCUCAACAAGUACAGCAAAUUCCGAUAAUAAAUCAAUCUCCAAUGGUUUCAUCACAAAAUCCAUCAAUGCAACCAGGACAAAUACAACAGCCCCAGCUAGGACAAACACAGCAAACACCAAUUACUCAAACAACACCAAUACCACUUCAGCAGCCAUCACAACCAUUGCAAACUCUUGGUCCAACUCAACAACAACCUCAAAUAGCACAACAACCUCAGCAACCAGUAAUAAGUCAAGCUCAACAAUCUCAACAAUCUCCAAUUCAACCAACACAACAACCACAAUCUCAAAUUCAACCGACACAACAACCACAAUCACAAAUGGGACAACCAUCUCAACAAAUUCCAGUUUGUGUAGCUCAAGCACAAGGACAGCAACCUCAACCAAUUAUGAGCCAACAAGUUGGUAUGAUCUCCCAAAGUACUCCAAUAAUACCAAAUCAAAUUCCUCUUCAACCUCAGCUGCAAUCUCCAAUACAAAAUUCCUCUCCACAAAUACAAUCUCAAACCAAUCAAGUUCCACCUACGCAUUUAACUGCUGCUCAACAAGUACCUGCUGUUAGCCAAACUAGUGGAAUAGUAAUGACAUCUCAUCAACCUACAGCUCCUGUGUCAAAUUCUCAAACUCCACUUCCAGUACAAUCGAAUUUCAAUGAAUAUACGAAUAUUCCAAAAACUAAUACUAUGUACACAAAUGACGUGAUGGUAGCAUCAGGACAGCAAUAUCAUUCUAGCAAUGAUAUAAUUACUGGUAAUACUGUACCAAAUAUGUAUGGUAUUUCAUCUAAUACAAAUCCUACAUCUGUCAGCUCUACUCCAUUCAAUACAUCUUGUGCUCCAGUAACACAUCAUCAAGAAAGAGCUGCUUUGCAACAGCAAUUACAGGAACUUUACUGUAUGCCGCCAGCUCCAGAAAAUCAAGAAAAAAUAGUGUCCUUGCAAGAAAAAUUACAAGCUUUACAGCAACACGAAACAAAUGAUCAAUGUAAUGGUGGAACACAAUGUAUUUUGCAAACUCCUAUGUUCACAGCAGCUGUUGUUGAUAGCCCACAGGUGUCAAGUACUACUGGUCGUGGUCGUGGUAAAGGUACAUCAAGGGCUAAAAAGAACAGGAAAAAAGCAGAUAAAGAAGCUGCUGCUCCUCCAGCAAGUACACAGGCGCUUGUUCAACCUGAACAACCUUUAUCAGAUAAUCAAGUAACACCUGGAGACAGCAGUAAUAUUGUUGACAGUGCUGCUGAUUCCGAAGAUAUGAAACCAUCGUCUGGUGAUAUGGAGGAAGAUUGGAAUAAGGGUAGAAAAUCACGUAUUCCGCGUAAACCACGUAAGCCAAAAGAACCUAAGGAACCUAAGGAGGCUAAGAUUAAAAAGGAACCAAAACCACCUAAAGAAGCUAAGUCCCCUAAAGGUGCCAGAAAAAGAAAUAAAGAUAAAGACUCAACAAAACGUAAUAGAAAAAAAGUUAAUCAAUCUGAGUCGGCUGAUGACGAUACGGUACAAGAAGCAGAAGAGACUGUUGUCGCUGAUUCGAGCGUGGUUAAAGAUUCAGAGACAAAACUUAAGGAAAUAUCAAGUCAAGACGAUCAGGAACAAGUUGAUUCUUCAACGACUGAGCCUUUAGUAAGUGAAACUAAAGAGGAGGAUAAAGUGGAAUCAGAAAUUCCAGAUGAUGAGAAAAAAGAACAAAAUACUGAAGCAGCAACGGGCUCGGAAACACCGGCUUCUAGUAGUAAGAAGAAAGGAACGUCUCGGAAAAAAUCUUCCAGUAAAUCUUCUGGUGGGAAAUCUGGCAGAAGUUCUAAGAAACGGAAAAGUCGUAUUGCACCUGAUUCUGAUGGCGAAGAAUUAGCUGCAACACCACCACCUUCACCAGAAGCUGGCGAUGACAAUAAAAGACGUUCUGCAAGGAAUACUCACCGUAAAAAAUAUGUUGAUGAUGUUAUGCUACGGUUUUCAGACGAUGAUGUUCCUCUUCAGGAGGCUCAUUUGUCGAAAAAAUCUGAAGGUGCAAGUACAUCUAAAAUAGCAGCUGUUAAGAAAGAUAAUGAGGGUGGUGAAGUUGGACAAAACAAGCCUAAUUUUGUAUAUAUUAAUACGACUGAUGAAGACUCAAUGGUUGUGCAACAUAUUCUAUGUACCCGUAUGGGAAAAAGAGAAGUUAAGCCGCCAGUAUUACCUGAUAUAAAACCAGAGCCUAGUACGUCCGAAGAGACAAAGGAAAACGCAACUGAAGAUGCUGGACCAUCUGAAACAAAUACAACGGAAGAAAAAGAAAAAGAAAAAUCCGAAGAAUCUGAAAAGGAACCGUUGGUAGAAAGUACGGAUAAAGAAGUAAAUGAUAAUGACAAUGACGAUGAUAAAGAUAAGGAUAAGGAUAAUGAUAAUGAUAAGAAUAAGGAUAAUGAUAAUGAUAAGGAUCAAGAUAGUGAUAAGGAUAAAGAUAAUGAUAAAGAUAGUAAUAAGGAUAAAGAUAAUGAUAUAGAUAUAGAUAAAGAUAAAGAUAAAGAUGAAGAAAAAGAUGAAGAUAAAGAUAAAGAUAAAGAUAAAGAUAUAAAAACAGAGGCGUCUUGUGAUGCUGAAAAUGAAGAGACGAAACCUGAUUCUGAUAAACAAGAGGAUGCUUCCACGGCAGUUGAUUCUAAUACAUCAGAAAAUACUGUAGCAGAAGCAAAGCCACAGAUGAUAGAAGUUGAAGAAUUUUUUGUUAAAUAUAGAAAUUUUUCAUAUUUGCAUUGUGAAUGGAGAACGGAAGAAGAACUUUAUAAGGGUGACAAACGUAUACAAGCUAAACUAAAAAGGUUUAAACAAAGAUUACAUCAGAAUACUAAUAUAUUUGAAAAUACAGAAGAUGACCCAUUCAAUCCAGAUUUUGUCGAAGUUGAUAGGGUGUUGGAUGAAGCAACUCAUACAGAUCCAACAACUGGAGAAACCGUCAGACACUUUUUAGUUAAAUGGCGUUCUUUACAGUACGAAGAUUCUACAUGGGAAUUAGAAGAAGAUGUAGAUCCUGAAAAGAUAGCGCAAUUUCAUAGAUUUAAUAAAUUACCACCAAAGGAUCAAUGGAAGCCUAAAAAGAAACCAAAUGCAUCAGCAUGGGUUAAACUAGAAGAGUCGCCGAUUUAUAAAAGCAAUAAUAGUUUACGACCCUAUCAAUUGGAGGGUCUAAAUUGGCUUCUCUUUUCUUGGUAUAAUGGACAUAAUUGUAUACUUGCUGACGAGAUGGGUUUAGGAAAGACGAUCCAGUCAUUAACAUUUGUCGAUGCUGUAUACAAAUAUGGUAUUCGUGGUCCUUUCUUAAUAAUAGCACCUCUAUCGACUAUUCCAAAUUGGCAAAGAGAGUUUGAAAGUUGGACUGACAUGAAUGUUGUAGUAUAUCAUGGAUCAGCAGCAAGUAGAACCAUGCUACAAGAAUACGAAGUUUAUUAUAAAAAUGAAAAAGGCCAACAGAUAAAAGAUUUAAUUAAAUUCAAUGUCCUUAUAACAACUUUUGAAAUAAUCAUUACGGAUUUCAAUGAGCUACGUGGGUACAAUUGGAGACUCUGUGUUAUUGACGAGGCUCAUAGACUGAAGAAUAGAAAUUGUAAACUGCUUGAAGGCCUUAGACAAUUGAAUUUAGAACAUAGAGUAUUGUUAUCUGGUACUCCUUUGCAAAAUAAUGUGAACGAAUUAUUUUCUUUAUUGAAUUUCCUUGAACCAGUUCAAUUUUCUAGUAGUGAAGCGUUUCUUAAAGAAUUUGGAAAUUUGAGUAGUGAAGGUGAAGUUCAAAAGUUACAGCUUCUUUUAAAACCGAUGAUGUUACGUCGGCUUAAAGAAGAUGUUGAAAAAUCUUUAGCACCUAAAGAAGAGACUGUAGUAGAGGUGGAAUUAACCAAUAUACAGAAGAAAUAUUAUCGUGGCAUUUUAGAAAGAAAUUUCUCCUUUCUUGCUAAGGGUACCACAUCUGCUAACAUUCCAAAUUUAAUGAAUACAAUGAUGGAAUUAAGAAAAUGUUGUAUUCAUCCAUUCCUUCUUAAUGGUGCUGAGGAUCAAAUUCAAUUAGAUUACAAGACUGGUGACAAGGAAGAUUCUGAGGCCUAUUAUCAUGCAUUAGUAAAUAGUUCCGGAAAAAUGGUUCUCAUUGAUAAAUUAUUACCAAAAUUAAAGGCUAGUGGACAUCGAGUUUUAAUAUUUAGUCAAAUGGUCAAAUGCCUUGAUUUAUUGGAAGAUUAUUUAUUAUAUAAAAAGUAUCCAUAUGAAAGGAUAGAUGGCCGAAUAAGAGGAAAUUUAAGGCAGGCAGCUAUUGAUCGAUACAGUAAGCCUGACUCAGAUAGAUUUGUUUUCUUACUUUGUACGAAAGCAGGUGGUCUUGGUAUCAAUCUUACUGCUGCAGAUACAGUUAUUAUAUAUGACAGCGAUUGGAAUCCACAGAAUGAUUUACAAGCACAAGCUCGUUGCCAUCGAAUCGGUCAGCAGAAAAUGGUAAAGGUUUAUCGAUUACUCUGUCGAAACACGUACGAAAGAGAAAUGUUCGACAAGGCUUCUUUAAAACUUGGAUUAGAUAAAGCAAUUCUUCAAUCAAUGAAUACAAGUCAAGGUGGCAAAGAUCCUAGUAAUAAACAAUUGACUAAAAAAGAGAUUGAAGAUUUGUUAAAGAAGGGUGCUUAUGGUGCUAUUAUGGAUGACGAUAAUGCUGGAGAUAAAUUCUGUGAAGAAGACAUUGAUCAGAUUCUUGAAAGAAGGACUCAGAUUAUAACGAUCGAAGCUGAGAAAGGAUCUACUUUUUCAAAAGCUAGCUUUGCUUGUUCCUCUAAUAGAUCAGAUAUUAAUAUCGAUGAUCCAGAUUUUUGGAAGAAGUGGGCUAAAAAAGCUGAAAUCGAUACAACCGAAAAGAAAGAGGAAGAUGAAUUAGUUAUUUCAGAACCUCGAAGACGCACACAAAUUAAACGUUACGGACAUGACGAAUCUGUAGUUGAUAUGUCAGAAUUAGAUAGUUCAGAUGAUAAUAGUGAUGAUGAAACUAGUGGUGGAUUAACAGGCAGAGGUAAAAAACGAAGAGAUAAAUUUGGAAAAAAAUCUCGUAAAUUUUACGACGAGUACGUGCCGCGAGAGGGAGAAGUUGUCUAUGGUAGCUGGGCACGAAGCGAGUGUUUCAAAGUAGAACGUGGACUUUUAACGUUUGGUUGGGGACGUUGGGAAGAAAUUUUGCAGCACAGUCAAUUUCGUCGUGGUUGGCGCGAAAUCGAUGUUGAAGAUUGCGCAAGAGUAAUCUUACUAUAUUGUCUUCGUUAUUAUCGUGGUGACGAAAAAAUUCGUAGUUUCAUUUGGGAUCUUAUAACGCCUUUGGAAAAUGGAGAAAAAGUAAAGAACGUAUCUGUCAGUACGAAUGCGAGAAAUAGUAGACAAAAGAAGAAGGCUCGAGUUAGGGAAGGUAGAGAAACUCGAGGAUCUAUUAUAAAUGGUGGACCAAGUGAUCCUAAUCAUUGGAGCAAUGCAGAAAAGUAUGAUGGCGAUAUCUUUUUGGAAAGUAACUAUAGGAAACAUUUAAGCCGACAUGCCAACAAAGUGUUGUUACGCGUACGAAUGCUGUAUUAUAUCAAACAUGAAAUCAUUGGCGACUUGGUACAACAUAUUUCCGAUGGCGUCCACGUCAGUGCUUUGCGGAUAAACCCUCCGCAGUUCACGGAACGACCAGCGAAAUGGUGGGACUCGACGGCAGACAAAUCCUUAUUAGUUGGCUGCUACAAACAUGGCUACGAGAAUUACCACCAGAUGAGGAUCGAUCCCGCGCUUUCUUUCAUUUCAAGCUGUCCUCCCCCUUCUUCCCAGUCUCAGAUUACUCAACAGAACAGCAGUAGCAGAGAUGAAAAUAGUUUAGAAAAUGAAACGGAAGACGGCGAAUGUUCCAUCGUUAAAGAUUCCAAAGAUUCAGACAAGUUUACUCGAGAAACGCCGAUAGAUUCGCCAGCUAUAUCUAGCAAAGCUGAUACACCUAUACCUGAAGCUAGUAGUAGCCAUGAUGGAAAUGAAGUUCUUAUAGAAGAUGAUAAAACAUGGCCAUCUGUUGUUGAUCUAAAUACACGCUUACGCCGAGUAAUUUCUUCGUAUCAGCGUAGUGUUACCAAUAAAAAAGAAGAUGUUAAGUUAUUGCAAAAGAAUAAGAUUGGUAUUGAAAAUGAAACAACGACUACCAUUAAUCAUACAGGAGGAACGACAAUCAAUGAACCACCAACGAAUAUGCAAGGAUGGGAUUUGCAACAAUUAGCUAUGUAUUUACUGAAAAUGGAAAGGAGAGAAAAAAUGGAAACCAUGGCAAAGGAACGAGAACGUACACGCAUCGAAGAACAAAAAACAAAAUGGUCUCGUAGGGAGGAAAGUGAAUUCUUGCGCGUUGUGUCGACUUAUGGUGUCAAUUAUGAUAGAAAAAAGGCACAAUAUGAUUGGACCAAAUUUAAGAGUAUUGCAAGAUUUGAUAAAAAGACAGAUGCAGAUCUUACAGAUUAUUAUAUGUCGUUCAGAGCUAUGUGUAAGAAGGUGUGCAAUGCUAAAUUGAAUGAAGAAGAAGAUUUUGCAGAUGUUCCGGUUGACCAUUUAAGUCCUGCUAAAGCAAGACAGAUAUUGGAUCGAGUCGAUCUAUUAAGUAAAAUACGUGAAGAAAUUUUAUCACAUCCUCAUUUAGAGGAACGUCUUUCGUUGUGUCAGCCAUCAGGUGAUACACCAGAAUGGUGGCAACCUGGUAAACACGAUAAGGAAUUGUUACUUGGUGCAGCGAAACAUGGCUUAGGGAGAACUGAUAUAACUAUAUUAAAUGAUCCUGAUUUCUCUUUUCAUAAAAUUUUAGGAAAAAGUACUAGCUUUAUGGGUACGCAAACUCCUAAACUUCCGGAUAAAUCAGAAAAGGCUAUUAAGAUAGAAAAUAGAGAAGAUAUAUUGAAAUUUGAUAAAGAUGAAAUUUUGGUGAAAUUAGAAAAAGGUGAAGGAACAUUAAAGAUUGAGAAGAUAGGAGCUAAGAGAGAUCCUAUGUCUGCUGAGAAGAAAGCAGAAAAUGCCGAAAUAGAAAAAAGUCAAGUGGAAUUGACAAUAGUCAAAGCUGAAACAACUAAAGUCGAAGAGAAACCGCAGGUCGUAGUACCGCCUAUCAGCAAUACGCUUACUAUUUCUACAGUAACGAAAAGUAUAUCCUUGGAAAAAGAUAAUGUUAAUAAGAUCAAAGUUGAAGAGAAAUGUGAACAAACUGUGGAUACGACGAAAAGUGAAUCAACUAAUCCCCCUAAUGAUAAUUCUAUUGGAACUCCGAAAUCAACAGACGAAUCAAUUAUUACCGAAGAAACUCCACCCUCAAAUGAGGAAACUCCUGUUAAUAAUAAAAUUGUCGAAGCCGAAAAGUCUGAUGAUCAAAGUAAAGAAAAUAGUACACCUAAAGAAUUGUCUAAUAAUUCUGAAGAACAAUCAACGCAAGAUAAUCCCGUAGUAGAAAGUAAUGAAAAACCUUCUUCUGAAAAUAAAGAUACUAAUACAGAAUCAGUUACAGAUAAAGGUACGGAUACAUCGGAGAAAAUGGUAACAACUGAGGAUAUUAAACCUAACAUCAAAAUUGACAAUUCCACUACGACUAAAGAAGAAAUGGAAGUAGUAAUAGAAGACAAGGCUGCUGCUGAUGCUAAAGAUAAAGCCAAAGUAUCUAAAAUCGAGGAUAAGUGUAGCGUCCAAGCGGCAGAACUUAAAGCAAUGUUUCCUGAUUUGGAAGUUAUACAGCCAUUAUCGCGAUUAACCCAAAUCGAUACUUUUGUUCUACGGGAUAAGACAAUAGAUUAUAAUGAACCUACUAUUGUACAACUUUUAGCUCACAGUUGUAAUAAUGCUUCUUUGAAAUGGCCAAAAGAGCAUGCAAUCGAAGCACGUCUAAUGCAUAUUGUCCAUGCAAUAGAACAUAAAGAAUGGCCUGUGUCGAUAAACUUUAGCGCAGGAGAUGAGAUAGAUGCAACAACUUCUAAUGAAAAGGAUUGUUCAGAAGUAAUUACAAUAACGACAGAUCAUGGAGUGUCACGAUCUCCGGUAACCGGAAAUAAUAAUGUAUCUGCUGCUAGUAAAAAGAGAAAAAGACAUAUUGCCAUAGAUGUAGAAACGGAACGAGCCAAACUUCAUGCACUUCUCAAUAGUAGUCAAAUACAAUCUCAACCGCCGACACCAUUGAGCAAACCAACAAUCCUUUCAAGUUCUUCGACUACUUGGGAAGUUAAUGAAGAAUCACAAUCUGAGGAUUCACGUCGUUCGACACCAGUUCAACCACCUCCGGCACAUCAACAAACGCGAACGCAAAAUAUACCAUUUGAAUUGAAAUAUACUGUUCCUGGUAAAACGACAGUUAUACCAGGUACUUCGAGUACACUAACACCUAUUGAUUUAUCUGCUGGAUAUCCCAAAACAAGUUCCGAUAGCAGCAAUAAAGAUAUUAUGAACGAAGUUCAGGACUUUUCGAUGCCUAAUAAAAAUAAACAAAGCAAUAGCAAUAAAGGAAAGCUUGAUAGUAUGUUAGACAAAUUAAUGAAAAGAAAAAAUUGUCCUACAGACGAACCUAUAGUUGGAAAGGAAAAGAAACGUCGGAAAUUAGAUGAAAUAGUAUUAGGUUUGAGUGCUGCGAAAGAACAACAAAGCAGCCACUAUCCCGAACACAAUAAAAAGAACACAAUCACACCCAAUGUCACUGUCACUCCAACAUCAGCACCGAUUGGACUUCCUAACCCUCCUGCAAAUACUCAAAAGCCGUUUUCUAUAACCGUCACAUCAAUUCCAUCUUCUCGAGCUUCAGGGACAACUUCCAGUUUACCACCUCCAUCAUUACAUUCGCACAAGGAUAGCUUUUCUGCUUUGCUUGCUCAAGCUGAACAAAAUCGUGAACUCAAGAAACAUCAGCAACAACAACAGCAGCAACAACAACAACAACAACAGCAACAACAUCAACAGCAGCAGCAGCAACAUCAACAACAACAACAGCAGCAGCAACAACAACAACAACAACAACAGCAGCAGCAACAUCAAAGUCAUCAACAACAAGCUUUUAAUUCAGCGCAUUCUUCUGCUGCAAGUAAUCAUAGAAAAAGUUACGAAGCUAUGAUUGCUGAUAUUAACAAAGUUGCUGAAUAUUCAACGAAAAUUGGAUCUUAUUCUCACGAAGCAAAAGUUAACAAAUGGUUGGCCGAACAAACUGCUAUAACUGAGCAAUUAAAUGCUGAAUAUUUAAAUGCACCCAGACGACGGAGGCCUCGCGUUGAUCCAUCUUUGUUAGACUGGAAAAAAUUAACAGGCGACGAGAACGUAGCCGUGAUUAAUCGUAUAACUGGAAAAAAGGUUACUGGUAGUAAAGCUCCACAAUUGAAGCGACUUGGGCAAUGGUUGACCGAAAACCCCAUGUUCGACGUCGAUCCAAAGUGGGCCGAAUUAGUAAAAGAGCGUGGUAAUCUACCGCACGAUUUGCAAAAGAGAUUACCUGGAUCUGAUAGAUCUGGCGUAAGCAAAGGGAAGAGUCCUGGAAGACCACCAAUGAUGCCAAGUCCAACCAAUCAACAAUCGGCAAAUCAAGCAGCGAAUUUAGCUGCUACGUCUAUGGCAUCUAGUUUGAAUUUCCCUUCGUUGGGCAAUCUUAAUAACUCCCUUUUAUCUGGACUUUCACUCGGCAAUUUCGAUCCGAAAAACAAUCCUCUUCUAAUGCCAUUCGGUGGUUUACCUAACUUAGGAGCGCUAAGCGGUCUUAGCAAUCUUAGUAAUCUUAGUAAUAUGAGUUUAACAAGCUCGUUAUUUGCCAAUCUUGCUGGACUUGGUUUACCAUCGAUUGCAGGUAUGGAAGCAGCUUUGAGUGCUACCGCGACAAGUACGGCAGACACAAAUCCAGCUGUGAGUUCGGUUAACAGUAAAAAUACGAGUUCGAGCAGUAUUAGUAGUACUGGUAAACCACGAAACAAAUUGGAAGCCCCUACGAGCAAAACAUCUGUGCCAUCGACGUCAUCGGCAUCGUCGGCAUUACCAACGACGACGCCAUUCCCAUUUUUCUUUCCAAAUCCUAGUCUUCUUUACACGCCAUUAGGUUUAGGUGGUUUAAAUCCUUUCUCAAUGCAACCUGGUGGUGUAUCGUCGGCCUAUGAAAGUCUAGCACAGUGCGGUCUUUUAAAUCCGCCAACGUCAAGUGCCUCGACUGUACGUAAGCCUGCUUCGUCGGCGAGCAGUUCGAGACAACGAGAUAAUAUUGUUGAGUCGUCAAGCAAACGAAAGGAUUCCGAGAAAAAGCCUAGAUAUCCUGUAGAUCCUGGAAUAGCGUUACAGCAAUAUACGGACUUGGCAUUACAACAUACGGAGGAUAGGCGUCGUAUGGAACACGAAAAGAGAGAGGCUAUCGAACAGCAGCAACAGAACGAUAUUGCUGAGGCUAAUGAAAGAAGACUCGAAAGAAAAAGUAAAGAACAAGAGAUGAAAGAGGCUUUGGAACAUUUAAGUCGAACCAGUGCGGAGUUGCUAACGAGAAAUCUCGAAGAUGUGCAACAGCAGCAGCAGCAACAACAACAACAGCAUCAACGAUGCAGCGAAAAAAGAAGUAGCAUAGAUCGUAAUCAGAACUCGGAACAACACCAACAACAACCGUCUACUUCCUUAGAGGUAUCAUUAGAACCUGUACCGAAAAAAUUACGGACCGAGAUUAUUAGCGAGACGGUUGCGAAAACUACAACAGUAACAAGUAACGAUAAUAUGGGAUCAGUCGAUGGAUUAGUGGAGUCAGUUGGUAGAUCAACGAGUACAACAAAGCAGCCUCCUCAAGAAGAUACUUCUACUGUUGCUGCAGUCUCUUCCGAGACACCCUUGAACGUAAGCAAAAAGGAAUCGACGAGUGAACCUCCUACUCCAACAACGACGAUUACGAAUGUACCAUCUCCUUCACAGCAAGCUUCGACAACUACGAAAGGGGACUCGAGUAACAAAACCCACGUAGGGGAAAGCGAAGAAGAUUGUAAAGGCGCUAAAAGUAAAAAAUCACGAAGUGGUAAACGAUUGAGUAUUGAGCCUCCGCCCGAACGAAAAAAUCUCCGGUCUAGUGCUGGUAGACAAGCAAGAGCUGCGGCAGAACGUCAAGCAAGAAUGGAAUGUGAAUUGCAAUCCGAACAAAACCAACAACAGCAGCAGCAACCGCAAGAACAAUCGCAGCAGCAAACCCAACAACAGGAUACUCAUGUUGGAAACGAAUGAACUCGCGUUAAUGUGAUCAAUAGUGGUUUAGUUUCUAUGUUAAAUAAUCGAGGCCAAUCGAACUCUUCAUAGUUUAUCUCGAUUUAAGACUAUACGGUUAUUUAUAAUAGCCCUAGCUAAUCCAUUUUUAUCGAGUAUCGUUUAUUGCAACGCGGUAGAAGACUGUUUAAUCUGUGCAUCAUCUCUCUUGAUCGUUUUUUUUUCUUCAAACAAACACAAGUGCGUUAAAGGACUACUGAAGUAGAUUUAACAUUUACAGUAGCUUUUUCAUGGAUGUGUGCGAUAAAUGAAGAAAAAGGACAUAUAUACGAUUAAGAAGUGGCAUCUCGCGUAAGUGAAUAUUUAAAGAAAAUGAAAACAGGUUGUUGGUGUGUGAUGUACGUUAAGAGAAUACUUUGAGAAACGAGUGAUAGUAUUUUAUUGCUCGAUAAUUUGUGUGGAGAUUAACUUUUAAUUACGUAACAUUACUAUUUAAAGGAAACAAAAAGAAAAAAGAUUAAAAAACAGACAGACAAACAAACAAACAAAUAUUAUUUUGUUAAAUUUAAUAUCUUUUACGAUCUUAUCAGUUUUGACCGCAGGAGAGAGACUGUUUUUUAUAAAACUGCUAUCAUUUUAUUGUGCACUAGCUCUCUAUUGCGCACAGGCAAUAAAGGGUAUAACACGAUUUAAUUAAUAUAAUCCAUAACGUAGGAAAGUAAAAUCUAUUAUUAAUUUAAUAAAUAAGUAAGUAAAUAAAUAAUUAAUUAAAUGAAUAAAUAAAAACGAAAAAAAGGAAACUGUAAAUAAACGUAUGCCUAUAGCUCAUAAGUAAACUGUGUACUUGAAGAAGUGUAUAUAAUAACGCAAUGUACUUUUAAUUACAUUAGAUGAAAUAAUAAACAGCUUCUUUUGUUGUUUGCAAAUGCCAAGCGCCAAGACUUCCAUUUUAUUUAGUAUAUUGACCUUCGAUCAGAAGAAAUUGGUAGCUUGCAGCAUCCAUGUUCGAUAUUCAAUUUUGUAACAACCGUCACAACAUCACGAAUCUUAAUGAUAUAUUUCGUUUAUUAUUAUAUUAACUACAUUGUCAUAUAUAUGAAAAAGGCUACACAAAAAAAAAUAUAAGUUCAGUAUUGAAAAUGUCAGACAUUAUUACUCUGUAUUUUGUAUCGUGUACAUUGUAUCAAAAAAAAAAGUAUAUAUG
This is a messenger RNA of Polistes canadensis, 16003 nucleotides long. RefSeq names its product chromodomain-helicase-DNA-binding protein 7 (gene kis). Gene Ontology annotation, molecular function: ATP-dependent chromatin remodeler activity; ATP binding; protein binding. Bases 1138 to 14820 code for a protein of 4560 amino acids. The transcript has 24 exons. Lineage: Eukaryota; Metazoa; Arthropoda; Insecta; Hymenoptera; Vespidae. The record is from RefSeq and is a predicted model, not a curated record.